CACAAAACCUGAAGCAACAAGAAGAGAGAGAGAAGCAAGAAAAAGAUGACGGAGAUGGAAGAUGAUGAGCGAGAACAGGAGCUCACUGAACAUCUUGAGACGUUGGAGCAGCUGGAGCGCGUGGAAGAUGAGCUGGCCAGUGCACAAGUCACCAAUGACGCGCUGACGCGCGCGCUGUCCAAGCAGGUUGCACGAUGUAAGAGAAGUGAGACCCACAUGAAGGAACUGCAAGCAGCUUUAUCGUCGCUCCAACAAGAGCAUGAGAGUGAAGUGGCAGGCAUUCGAGAACACAUGCAUCGGCAGGCCGAAUCCCUGCGCCAGGAGCGAGCCUUGGCCGAGGCCAGAUGGCAGCAAGAGAACGAAAUGCUUCGACAACGCUGCGCGCGACUGGAACGCGAAUAUGAAUCCGUCGUCUGGAAGGCGGAACACGAAGCCGUCAUGCAACAGCUAGGGCUGGACGAGACCUUUGAGCGCCUGAUACAUGCCACCUCCACACCGGAAUGCAAAGCUGCGGCCCGGCGGUUGUCGUCGCUGGUGCACCAUCGCAACGCGUCAUCGGAGCAGCAGCGCUGGUUCGCCGCCAGCGCCUGGGCAGAGCGGCUCAUCAGAGUGCUGGAACACACACGUGGGAGUCCACACGCCGUUCGAGCAGCAGCAGAACUCUGCAGCAUUCCUGCGUUUGGCGUUCGGAUGGCACAAACAGCGCUCUUCUCGUGCUUGCACGACGUGCUGCUGUUGCACUCCAACGAAGGCCAACAACAACAACAACAACAACAACAACAACAACAACAACAACAACAACAACAUGGGGUGCCAGUUCCUGUGCGGUUUGCAGUGACGAGCGAUGAUCAGACCACGAUUGUCACCUUGAUCGUGCAAGCCGUCCACCAUUGCCUUGAGGCGUGCGCACUACCAGAGCAGGAAGCGAUUCGCACUUUCAUUGCAACCCCGUCUCUUCUCACCCUUCUCUCCACUGCGCUCUCGUGCUUCUCAUACGAGCACGCCCCAGCGGUCGCCAUGCACACGGCCCUGUCCAUUGUCGCUCAACUCGCGCGGCGCCUUGUUGUUGAUGCGGCUCUGCUGGAGACAUUGGACGAAGCUGGAAUCAUUGGGGCAGUGAUUAAGCUGGCGUCCGUGCCAACUGCGCGGCCGCAAGUGGUGAACAUCCUGCUGCUGACGGCAGGUGACGCGGUGUCAAACACGACACUCGUUCAGCGCGGCGCUGUCUCGGCACUGCUGGCUGUUGCCGACGUGUGUGCUGCUGCUGUGCCAGAGGCGCACACACGCACAGCACAUCGCCGCUGUGAUGGCGGUGGUGGUGGUGGUGAUGAUGACAGUGGCCUUGGUGCUACCGAUGAUGGAAACAAGGGCAGAGACGCCAGCGAAGAGCAGCAGCAGCCUGUGUUGUCGAUGCUUUCAGAACUGUCAUCGUUGCUGACAUCAAUACACCGGCGCCAGCAGCAGCAGCGCGAGCAAAACCAUGAAGGCGGGGACGAUGAACCUGCUGGUGCAACAGCCGUGUCGGAGGAGGCGGUGAAGGAAGUGUUGACCAAAGCGGAGGCAAUUGGGCCCGUUGGUACGCUGACGGCAGUGCUACAUGCGCUCGCCCGCAUAUCGCCCUGCGACGCCUUUUCGCGUGCGCUGUUUGGUGCACACGGACUCGACACGCUGGAUCGCAUCUACACCAGGUUCUCUGCUGUGCCAGAAAUUGAGACGUCCGUGGCUGAAGUCACGACCCGUGCGCUUGCUGCCCUGGACACACGUGCGAUUGUCGCCCUCCCCUUUACUGCUGCGGUGUCAUCGGUGCUGGCUGUUCUUCGCCACCUCUCUCUCCGAAGUGCCGCACUGCUCAGCACUGCUGUCGAUGUCUCUGCUCGUCUCAUCGUCGCGCAUCCGGCCCGCGCUGCCUCGUCCCUCACUGCUGCAUCACUCGACACGCUGGCCUCCAUCACCACUGCCCUGCAGCCGUCAUCCCCAAUGGCAUACAAGAUUUGUCACCUUGUGAUGCGAUAUGCGGCCAGCGGAAGUGCAUCUGCCGCACUUCUCCUCAGCGCAGACACAUUCGCCAUGCUCAUGCACUUGUGCUCGAGUCACAAUCUUGAGGUGCGCCAGUGGCUCUCAGGCAUCUUCCUCUUCGUCGUGCGCGCAUGUGCAGACAACCACGCCUCCUUGACCAGGUCCCAAUCCACGCUCAUGAUGGACCGCAUCAAGCAACUCUGCACGUCGCAGCUCGCAGAACCACAGGAAAAGGUGCAAGCUGGGCUGGAUGCCAUCUCCACGGCGCUGUACAUCUGUCCUGUCCUGCUGGAUGAGGCCCAAGUCAGCAAGUCGCUUCUCCCAUUUGUCCAGGGACAGGACAUGCUCUCGUCCGUCCACGGCCAUAUCCUCACAGCAACUGCAGCAAACGCAGAUGCUGUGCCCAUCGUGCAUGUGUCGUCUCGCCUUGCGCUCAUGUCAUUCACUCACCGUCAGUGGCUCUAUCAGCACUCACCCGUCCUUAACGCGCUCGCAAACAAAACCACUUCCGCACCGCUGCUGGAGGCCCUGGACCAGCUGUGUGUUGAUGUGUGGGCGCCGCAGUGGAGGUUCCACACCGACCAGGCAAACGACAACGACGAAGGCGACGGAGACGAAGGAGGAGAGAAGACAAGCGCUGGCGCUUCAACUGAUGAGAUGGUGUCAUCCCUCGUUGCAUCUGCAACCACGUCCACAUCAGCAUCUGCCCGCAUCACGGCCGCUGCCAUUGCGCCGCAUCUCAUCAGUGGUGGUGACUUGCACCGCUGCUGCGCAUCGAUGAUGGUGUCGCUGCUGGCGGCGGUGGCGGCGACGGGGCCCGGCGAGAACGCACAGCGGAUCAUGCUCGCGUUUGCACACGCGUCGCCUGCACAGCAGGAGGAAUUUGCACGCGCGCUCGUGGACAGCAGUGCACUGAAUGUCGUCGCAAUGACAAUGGAAACCGACAACACGGCCUUCAACCAGGGCGCGGUGCUGGUGUGCCGAGCGUUGGCCACCUCUCCUUCAACGGCAGCACGCGUUCUUCAGCAGGUGCCGUUACGCCUCCUCCUCGAGAUUCUCGCAAAUGCAAAAGAUGAAGGCUUGAAGUCGACGCUCGCUGCGCUGCUACCCACGGUGUUUGAGGACGAGACAGCAAGCAUCCGCGUUGUGGUGAAUGGAACGGUGACGCAUGUGAUGGCGAUGGCCGAGACAUCAUCGUCGCCCAUGGAAUUGCACACGUGCAUGGCCAUUCUCAAGGCCAUCACCGCACACACCCGCGCCAUCAAGCCGCUGGUCCGCCUUGGUGCAGUGCGCAUCCUGUCUGCUCUGCACACGACCGUCGCUGCCCCCGUCUUCCACGAACUCCUCAGCUCGCAACAGGGUGUGAGCGAGAGUGACCUGCAGCACUUCAUGCACUUGGCGAAGGAGACAGAGGAAACGGCAGUCGCUGUGCUGCGUCACCACGGUCUCGUUUCGGAGGCGCUGGCGGAGGACGGGAUGCUCGACCAGCUCUCCUCCAUUCUCCUGGAUGAGCAGCACAGCGAUGCAGUGUUGGCCGAGACGCUCCGCUGUGUCGCGUGCGCCUGCCUCUCUCCUCUCAAGGCUUCAGGUGUCAUGGAAGGAACCGGUUUGGAGGCGCUGGUCAAGUGGCUGAAACAUCCGGCGUUGGACAUAGAAAACCGAACGAAAGCAUGGAGCGAUCAAAUGCGUUUGGUUGCGCGACACGCCAUUGUGAACCUUGCCUGGAACUGCACGCGUGCGCGUGGAUGGACACAGGACGACGUGUUGAGGGCCCUCUUCUCCAGCGAUGCCGCCGAUGCCUUCAUCGCUAGUCUCGAUCCUUCGGUUGUGCGCGUGGAGGAACAGCAAGAAGCGGUGGACACGGCAGCAGCGUGGGAGAAGGACGGAAGCAGCGACGACAAUGACAAUGAUGACGAUGCUGCCAGUGACGAUCAGAGUGAUGAUGAUAACAAUGACGUGGCUUGUCUUGAGCGCGACAACGACGCACUCCGCCUUGUCCCUGAAUCGGAAGUGCUGCGGCAGGCGCUGUGGGCGUGUGCAUCGUGGCUGAUGAUGUCGGUGCCUGGAGCGAAGGCGGGUUUCAUUCGGCGCGGUGGCCUGCUCGCCCUUAUCAGGUUGACAGAGGUUACGCUGCCUGCGGAACUGGAACGCUACACGCGCGCGUGCCUGAGCCACGUGCUUGGUGUGAUGGGUGAGGACCUGAGCAUGCGCGUAUCGGUGCUGCAGGCGCACCUGCGUCACCACGCCGACCCGGCACAAGUGUUUGAGAACAUGGCUGAUCACAUUGACGCUGUGGAGAGGGGCGAGGCAGAUGCUGACGCACACAAGGAACAGGCAUGAUGGUGAUUGGCGAGAGGAAUUGACGUAACGAGGGCUUGUCACUCGCGUCGACGUUGGAGCACAACCUGCUUCUUUGCUGUCUGAUGCUGAGACGGAGUGGUGUUAUGCACACUGUACUGUUGUCGAUCGAAUAGAACUAGCCAUAUACCGCA
Molecule: messenger RNA, 4508 nt
Organism: Salpingoeca rosetta
Lineage: Eukaryota; Choanoflagellata; Craspedida; Salpingoecidae
Exons: 30
Coding region: 46-4356 (1436 amino acids)
Source: RefSeq, a predicted model, not a curated record